Messenger RNA from Plutella xylostella (diamondback moth), 919 nucleotides. RefSeq lists its product as uncharacterized. NCBI's taxonomy places the organism in Eukaryota, Metazoa, Arthropoda, Insecta, Lepidoptera, Plutellidae. The record is from RefSeq and is a predicted model, not a curated record.
UACCUGCAACACUAGCCUUCCAGUCGCCUUCACUUGAACACUACCCUUAGGCAAAAAUACAGAUUUGGACAGUGCAAAAUGAAGACGAUCCUUGCCUUUGUCGUAGUGUCCUGCGCGCUCGGCACACAAGGAUACCCUUACUAUCCUUACUAUGGAUCUAACCUGGACUCCUUAUCCUACGGGUCUCACGACGGCAGCCAGGGCGCGAUGGUGCUGAACCGCUACUACCAGCCCUACUACCGCGCGGCGGCGGGCGGCGGCGGCGUGGCGGCCUUCAUGUACCAGCAGCCCAGCCAGCCCAGCCAGGGCUACCACCAGCCCGCGCCCAGCCAGGGCUACCACCAACCCACGCCCAGCCAGGGCUACUACCAGCCGGACCGCCGCCAGGUCGAACCCCAAGCGCCUCCGCAGCAGAACGAAGUCUACUAUCCGCAGCAGCCAGACGAAACCUACACGCCGAAAGCGGCCGAACAGACCACGAAACUCAUCGAAGCCGACCCCACUACGGAGAAAAUAGAACUAUUCUCUACAACCCUGAAAACCAUUGAGCCAGAGAUCACGGAGCCUGAAGUAGAGGAGGUGGAGGAGCCCAAGCCGAGGAGGCGCGUGUCCAAGAAGAAGCAGGUGAAGCGUCCCGUGGAGGACGAGGAGGAUGACGAGGUGGCUCGCAUGCCGGGCGGGACCUACUUCCCCAUGUUCUUCGGCUGGGGCCGCUCGGGGCAGGGCCAGGCGCCCGGCGUCAUGGCCAUCGCCAACGCCUACAGCACGGGCCGCGGCGGGGUCUCCAGCAGCCACGCCACCGCCUACGGGCCGCCCCGCACCGAGCCAGAAUACACCAAAUCAAGUCAAUAGAAUAGCCUACUUUAGUUAAUUAUACCGUGAGUAAUUGAAUAUACCUACUGAGAUUUAUAAAUAUUAA